Cuscuta epithymum is the source of this 2242-nucleotide messenger RNA. NCBI's taxonomy places the organism in Eukaryota, Viridiplantae, Streptophyta, Magnoliopsida, Solanales, Convolvulaceae. The record is from the annotation of a GenBank genome assembly.
GCUUGUUCUAUAUUGACUCGGAAGUAAGUUUUAUUAAUGAACGCGUCUCGUUAUUAAUAACUACCCUCGAUGAAUUGGAUAUACUCCUCAAUUGAGUAUUCGAGAGGAAGAUAGUUAAAGAUAUAACCGGGAUCGACGAACAUUUCAUUAAGUGGAUAAAAGCAAAACCAAGUCUUCUUCUCAUUAAGUAAACCACAUAACUCGUUCAUCUUCGUGUUUAAUUCUAAUUAAAUCACUCAAACCUGAACCCCCCCUUUUGUUACUAGUUAAUUAAAAAGAGAAAUAUUCCUUUCCCUGUGGAUACGAACCUUACUUCAUUAUACUACGUAUAAUUGUUGUAUUGAAUAUUAUUUUGAGUGCACACCACGACAAAGUGCACGUCAAAUUUGGCGCCGUUGCCGGGGAAAGGCAAUUAUUUUUCUUUUUAUUUUAUUUCAAGAAAAAUAAACAAAAAAUAAUAAAAAAAAAAACAAAACAAAAAAAAAUCUUACUCUUCUAUUUUCUGAGCUUACAUGAGUUAUGAGUAUAUGGAUACCAACACAUCAUCCUUAGAGAGUCAAAUUUCCUUCUUGACUUCUCUAAUAAAGGAAUAUAUUUUAAGCUCAGAAGCUCAAGAUGCCAAAACAUGCAACAUUUGCAUGUCUCACGGACAUCUUACGGAUUUUUGCCCAAAACUCCAACAAGAAUACCUUGAGAAUUUUGAUUAUGUUGGCUUCCAAAGGAAAGUACCUCACAUGAUGUAUGAUCCAUUCUCCAACAUGUCUACGGAGGACAUGCUUCGGACUCUUACUACCAACAUGACCAUCAUGCAAAACAAUAUGGUGCAAUUCCAAAAUGAGACCAAGUCUAAAAUUUUAAACUUGGAAACUCAAGUGAGUCAAAUAGCCGGAGCUAUGAGUGGGCUCGAAGCAAGGGAUUCAGGACAACUUUCCUCUCAAAUAGAAUGUGAUCCUAAACAGCAAACUUUUGCAAUCACAGUGACAAUUGAGAAGGAAAUGCAAAAGGAGAUCCCAAAUCCAGAAGAAAUACAAGAAGAAAGAAACACGGAGUUCCAGCUAGUCAAAGAAGAGAAUGAACCGAGUUUCAAGGUCCAAUAUCUGACCUUAUCAUCCUUUGAGGUAUCUCCAUCAUCCCUGUACUCUUUAAGAGAAACUCAUAAACUUGAAAAGGACAAUGGCAUUUCUGAAAUCUCCUUCAAAAUUGAGGGAUCGAAAAACUUCUCAUUGACCAUGCUAAACGAUAAUUUCUUCCCCUUCCUCCCACCACAUGAAUCAAUAAAAAUCUGGAUAUUUGAUCCUGGAAAGAUUUCCAAAGUGAAGAGUCGAGAAAUUUAUCAUUCCUAUGAAGGUCCUAGGAGUGAAAGUGUGAAGAAGAUAAACUAUCACGAUCCAAGUUUAAAUGACUGAACACAAUGAUGGCGUCGUGCCGCGACGUUAAAUAAGGCGCUUCUUGGGAGGCAACCCAUGUAAGGAUCCUAAGGGUAACGAAAAAAAGAAUUGAGGUUGAUAAGAGAUAUGGAGUUGAAGACCCCUCUUUACUCUUAUAUUUUUGGAGAUAUUUUUUGGUUUACUCGAGACGAGUAAAGGUUCAAGUGUGGGGGUAUUUGAUAUGCACUAAUUAGUAGUGCAUAAGUGUAUGUUUUUAAGUUUGAUUUGUGUGUAUUGUUUAUCGUUUUAUUUAGUUUAUAAACAUUUGUGUGAUUUUAGUUGUAAUUGUAUUUUAGUUCUCAUUUGUAAGUUGUAAAGUAGAGUUAGGAUUUAUGGUGUUGGAAAGGAAGACUUUGAAUGUGAAGACAAAUAAUUCUUGGCUGCCCAGGACAAUCACCCGGUCGGGUGAGGCAUUGCACCCGGUCGGGUGAGAAAUUUAAAUGCGAAACUGCUCAGGAAAUUACAUCACCCGGUCGGGUGAGGUAUUUCACCCGGUCGGGUCCGACUUGACCCGGAACACCAGAACGUGCCGAAGAUCGCCAGAACGUGGAAGAUAUUUGAUUUUGACAUGCACCCGGUCGGGUGGGCACUUUACCCGGUCGGGUACCCGGCCAAAGGUGUUGAAAAACACCUAUAAAUAGCCCCAUUUUCCUUCACAAAUCAUCAAUCCCUUCUUCCAUACUCUUAAGCUCAGUUUAGAAUAGUAUUUCUUUUAUAUUUUUAUAGCAUGUUUAGUCUCCAAAUGAGGAGCUAAACUCUUCCAUCUUGGUUUUGCUACUUCGAAGCUUAAUGAAUUUGUAAGUUGUGAGUUAUUA